This is a messenger RNA of Trametes versicolor FP-101664 SS1, 1140 nucleotides long. Its product is annotated as purine nucleoside permease. Gene Ontology annotation, cellular component: endoplasmic reticulum. The coding region runs from base 1 to 1140 and encodes 379 amino acids. Gene Ontology annotation, biological process: transmembrane transport. The transcript is spliced from 2 exons. NCBI's taxonomy places the organism in Eukaryota, Fungi, Basidiomycota, Agaricomycetes, Polyporales, Polyporaceae. The record is from RefSeq and is a predicted model, not a curated record.
AUGAAGGCGCUCACGUCCUCCCUUGUAUUUGUUAUGGCCUUCUGUUCGACCGUCGCGGCCUCCCAAGCUCCGUUCGGUGUGGGGGCAACCACAAUUGUACCAAAGGUAUUCAUCAUUGACGCAUUUACGCCGGAAGAGGCUGUCUGGCACGGUAUCCCGGAGUUCAACUUGCUCGAGCAGAAUAUCACCGUCCCCGGCUUCUCUCCACUCUUUCCACAAGCCCACUGCACUAGCGACGGAUCUGUCUGCCAGGCCGUCACCGGCGAGUCCGAGAUCAACGCCGCGUCUACAAUCACUGCCCUCGUCCUCUCACCCGCCUUCGAUCUCAAGCGCACGUACUUCCUCAUCGCCGGUAUAGCAGGCAUCAACCCGAAGCAGGGCACCCUCGGCAGCGUCGGCUUUGCGCGCUAUGCCGUCCAAGUUGCGCUGCAGCGCGAGAUCGACGCGCGCGAGAUGCCGGCCAACUUCUCCUCUGGCUACUUCGCACAAGGCACCACCUUCCCCGGUAUAUACCCUCAGGACAUCUAUGGCACAGAGGUCUUCGAGCUCAACGACGACCUCCGUCAGCUCGCGAUUGCGCUCGCGAGAAAGGGUACCCUCGCGGACGACAAGCGGGCGCAGCAGUACCGCGUGAACUUCGCCAAAGACUCUGAGUACGCCGCUGGCGCCGCGCCCCCGUCCGUCAUCGCCUGUGACACCGCCACUUCCGACGUGUAUUGGUCGGGCAAGAUGCUGGGGGAGGCGUUCGAGAGCGCGACGACGAUGCUCACGAACGGCACGGGGGCGUACUGCACGUCGCAGCAGGAGGACAACGCGAUCUUGGAGGCACUCGUGCGCGGCGCUCGCGCGGCGCUCGUCGACUUUGCCCGCGUCAUCAGCAUGCGGACCGGAUCCAACUUCGACAGACAGUACCCGGGACAGACCGCAGGGGAGGCUCUGCACUCGAACUCGCCCGGGUUCGAGAUUUCGCUGAAGAACAUCGCCGCAGCGGGCGUACCGAUCGUGACGGGGAUCGUGUCGGAGUGGCAUACACGAUUCGAGGCAGGGAUCAAGGCCAGUAACUACAUCGGGGACAUCCUUGGGUCGCUGGGUGGGAAACCGGACUUUGGCCCGGGCAGCAUUUUCACUGACGCGGACUGA